UUCUGCACGGACAUGUGGAAACUCUUCCUAAUGGCAAUACUGGCAGCCAGCAUUUUGACCAUGAUCCACAGCAGCCUCCUCAAUUUCAAAUUCAUGAUCCGGAGAAUUACUGGGAAAAGUGCCCUCAUUUCCUACAAUGGGUAUGGAUGCCACUGUGGACUGGGUGGGAGAGGGCAGCCUCUGGAUAAGACAGACUGGUGCUGUCAUGCCCAUGAUUGCUGCUAUAAGGAGUUAACCAACCAGAGCUGUCACCCAUUUUUUGAUUAUUAUCAAUACUCCAUCAUCGACGAAGACGUUAUGUGCUGGAAUACAAAUAACUCCACCUGUGCAAAGCAGGCGUGUGACUGCGACCGGACAGCAGUCCUGUGUUUCAGAAAGGAAGCAAGCAGCUAUAACAAAGGAUACCGUUAUUACUUCAAUUUCUUCUGCAAAGGAUCUACCCCCAGUUGCUAA
Molecule: messenger RNA, 453 nt
Organism: Gopherus evgoodei (Goodes thornscrub tortoise)
Lineage: Eukaryota; Metazoa; Chordata; Testudines; Testudinidae
Product: group IIF secretory phospholipase A2-like
Exons: 4
Coding region: 13-453 (146 amino acids)
Biological process (GO): lipid catabolic process; arachidonate secretion; negative regulation of T cell proliferation
Molecular function (GO): phospholipid binding; calcium ion binding
Source: RefSeq, a predicted model, not a curated record